Alternaria incomplexa is the source of this 4545-nucleotide messenger RNA. RefSeq lists its product as uncharacterized. The transcript is spliced from 6 exons. The coding region runs from base 1 to 4545 and encodes 1514 amino acids. The record is from RefSeq and is a predicted model, not a curated record. Gene Ontology annotation, molecular function: phosphorelay sensor kinase activity. Gene Ontology annotation, biological process: phosphorylation; phosphorelay signal transduction system. NCBI's taxonomy places the organism in Eukaryota, Fungi, Ascomycota, Dothideomycetes, Pleosporales, Pleosporaceae.
AUGAGGGAGCCGCGGUCCAUCUUCACAGGUAUUGACACAGCGACGCCUCACGACUCCACGCCCGAGCAGCGCAGGCUGAAGUUUGCCCUGUAUCACGAGCCUCCAAUUACGUCACCCACGACCCCGGACCCGCCCAGCGCCCUCGACGAAACAUCCAAUUUGGCCAUACUGCAGCCUCCAUGGACGCCCAAGUCGCCGCUUGACCGUCGCCAUUGCACUCCGCCGCCGGCUUCUGCGCACGGCGCUCGCCAGGUCAUUGGCAUAAAGCGCCCUGCUCCUCCCUCCACCGACGACGCCCUCGCGCCUACAUCGCCACACCUACGAGCACCCGCCAGCGAGCCCCUGCACAAGCGCCGAAAAGCGCACCCACGCUCACGACACUCGCUCGACCACUUCGGCUUCUCCAAGAGCGCCCAGUUCCGUCUCGACGGCCAGCCACCCUCGCCGCUGUUCUUCUCGUCGCGCAAUAUCCGCCCGCAGCUGCCCGCACGCUUCUCCACCUCCGAGGCCUACAGGAUGCUGAGCAAGACACGCGAGGACAGUGGCAUCAAGACCGUCACACUCGCACGGGGCACUUUCAGCGGCCUCAGCCCCCCAGGCCCCUCGGGCGCUGCCAGCGGGCGCACUUCUGAGCGCUCAAGCCUGCCCCCCGCAGCAUCGCCAGAUUCGCGCGACAAGCUUGAUCCACUGCGCGUACUGGGUUCCAUCGGCAUAGUCGAGCUGCUCGAGCAGGAUGAGCGGCCAACCUUCAUCGUCGACACGGGCGACUUCGCAAACUACAUUCCCGAAUCGUCUAGCUUGCAGAUACUCUUCUCCAACAGUGCCCUCCGACUAGACUCCUCCACCUGGGAGCUGGUAGCUGGCAAGCCUGCGGGCGCUCCCUCCGACCAUGACACGGCGCACGCAACACAACAAUUUCGAGGAUGGUUGUUGAGCACUGCAGUCCAGGGAGAUGGUUCCGGGGCGAAUCCUUCCCCGGUAGAACACGGUGGCAUUGUAUGGACCUGUUACACCUUGCGGAAACGGUUGCGCGUCGUUUCUGGUACCGUGUCCGCCCCUGCCAUAGUUUUGCCCGCUGUAGACGGCCCCAACGAUUUCGCUAUACCUUCAACCUCGUCCGCAGGCCUUGAGUCUGGAGCCAACGGGGAUGCCUCCGUAUCCUCAACGCAUCAAGGCGAACUGCAAGAUUAUUUCGGGAGCACCAUUCCUACGAUCCCCCAGGGUGAACCGACGCCUCCCAUCUCCGCGCCCCAGCCCGAACCAAACUACAAGAAGUUCGCCGACAGAGGCAAUAGCAUGAUUCCUAGGCUAUCUCAGAUCGACCUAUCCGCAGCGGAAGAUUCCUCUUCCUUUGGGAACGAGUGCGUAUUGCGAGCUCAUACUGCAGGCGACGUUGACCCGUUUCAUAGAGAAACUAACACCCACCGAAAUGAGCACCACGACAUGGGUUUCUUCGACUGGACCAGACUAGGUAUAUCGCCCUCUCUGCCUCGACACAUCCUAUUUGCCCGCUCAAUCGAUUGGGCAUCUACACCCUUGGGUCCCAUCGAAUACUGGUCCAACGACCUUCGCGCAAUGUGUAAUCUCAUCAUGGCGAGUCCCCAUCCUGCAGCUAUGUACUGGGGAGAAGAGCUUGUGGCUAUCUACAAUGAGGCCUAUAUUGGGCUUGCAGGGCAGAAGCAUCCUGCGCUCAUGGGCCAGAGUUACAAAGUAGCUUGGGCAGAAAUCUGGGAUGAGGUCAAGGGAGUAUUCGCAAACGCCCGUCUCACAGGCCAAGCGACUAUGAAGGACGACGACUGCUUGUUUAUGAAACGCAGCGGCUUCCUUGAGGAAACGUACUUCUCGUGGUCCAUCAUCCCAAUGGUCGGCGAAGACGGCACGGUCAUGGGUCUUUACAACCCAGCUUUCGAGAAGACACGACGGAAGAUUGCGGAGAGGCGAAUGCUCACUCUCCGCGAAGUCGGCGAACGGACUGCCACCGCUCGGGAAGUAAAGGGUUUCUGGGAUCAAGUGCUAAUAGCACUCACCGAGAACGAGUUCGAUACCCCGGUAGUAAUGCUCUACAGCGUAAACGAUGAGAAUGAUAGUGACUCGUCUUCCUUGCAAUCUAGCAGCUUGCUUGGCUCGAAACAGUGUUUUCUCGAGGGCUCGCUUGGUGUGCCAGCCGGCCAUCAAGCUGCCCCUGACCACAUUGAUUUGAAAGAAGGGCAAGAAGGAUUCGGGCCGGUUUUCCGCGAAGUAAUGAAGACCGACAAGCCUGUGGUUGUUAGCAUCGGAUCAGCCGACCUGCCACAUUCCAUGAUGGACGGACUCGAAUGGCGAGGCUUUGGAGAUCCCUGCCGCGACGUGGUCAUCUGCCCGAUCCAUCCUACGACUGGUGAAAACAUACUUGGCUUCUUAGUCAUGGGCAUAAAUCCGCGAAGGCCUUACGAUGACGAUUACAACCUCUUCAUCCAGCUAUUGAGUCGCCAACUCGCGACCUCUCUCGCUUCCGUCGUUUUGUUCGAGGAAGAAAUCCGAAGGGGGCAGAGGGCAGCCCGGCUCGCAGCGGAAGAUCGUUACAACCUCUCUACACAGCUCGCUGCACGUACGCAAGAAGCCAGGGAAAGCGAGACGAGAUUUACACGGAUGGCUGAAUUGUCUCCUGCAGGUCUCUUCAUUGCUGACCACGUUGGGCGCAUAACCUACUGCAACGAUACGUGGUAUGAGAUUGCGCGAGUGCCAAGAGAGCCGGAGAUGACCGACAGAUGGAUUGACUAUGUCAAAGACGAGGAUCAAGACCUCAUUCUUGCGCACUGGAAGGAACUAGUAAACAACACCACUCCUAUCAACAUAGAGUUCCGAUUCAAAGCACCUUGGGAGGACCGCAACCGGAACAAGAGCGAAACGUGGGUCUUGUUCCAGGCGUACCCCGAGAAAGAUGAGGAUGGGCAGCUGAAGAGUGUUUUCGGAAGCAUCACGAACAUCUCUCCACAGAAGUGGGCCGAGGGUUUCCAAAAGAGGAAAAUGGAGGAAGCUGUUGAGCUCAAACGACAGCAGGAGAACUUCAUCGACAUUACGUCGCACGAGAUGAGAAAUCCCCUCUCUGCUAUCCUGCAAUGUGCCGACGAGAUCAGCACCAUCCUGGGCGAUUUCAGAGCGUCCGGCUCCAAUGUCAUUGACGAGACUGUUUUGGCCGAUUCUAUAGAUGCGGCGCAGACGAUUGCUUUGUGUGCGCAGCAUCAGAAGCGCAUUGUCGACGAUGUCUUGACGUUGUCAAAGCUCGACAGCGCAAUGCUAAUGGUAACACCAGUCGACGCUCAACCACUACAAGUCGUACAGCGCGCCCUGAAAAUGUUCGAAGGAGAAGUUCAAACGGCUGGUAUCCAGAUGGAGUUUGUCCUUACCGAUUCGUUCACCAAAUUAGGUGUCGACUGGGUGAAGAUUGACCCGUCUCGGGUGCUCCAAGUUCUCAUCAAUCUCACCACCAACGCGAUCAAGUUCACUACCACCGAGGAGACCCGGACCAUCAAAGUCGUAUUAUCAGCAUCGAGAGAGCGACCGUCAGCCAGCGAUCAUCCCACCGUUAGCUACUUCCCCAUGCGAGCGAAGAGGACCGACCAAACUUGCGGUCCGGACUGGGGCGAUGGUGAGGAGAUCUAUCUGGAGUUUGCAGUGCGAGACACAGGCCGAGGUCUUACGCCGGAAGAAAAGAAGCUCCUCUUCCAACGUUUUUCCCAAGCGAGCCCUCGAACGCAUGUUCAAUACGGCGGCUCAGGUCUUGGUCUGUUCAUCUCACGCGAAUUGACUGAACUGCAGGGUGGAGAGAUUGGCGUUUCUUCCGAAGCAGGCAAAGGCAGUACUUUUGCUUUUUACGUCAAGUGUCGGAGAAGCAGCGAGCCACAAGAAGCUCUCGAAGUUCUUCCAACGCCAUCCAUGUCCAGGAAAGUUUCAAAUGCGAAGGACAAGGGCAAGAGGGAAUUGCCUGCGCCGUCCAAGAUUGCGACUAAGAUAAAAGACUUUGCGACGAUACCUGCCAAAGAUGGCGAUGCGUCAAAGCCGAAGCCAAAGAAGAGAGAACUCAAAGUGUUGAUCGUAGAGGAUAAUCUUGUAAAUCAAAAAGUACUCCAGCGGCAGCUCCAUAACCACGGUAUCCAAACGACCGUCGCGAACCACGGCGGCGAAGCACUCGAAGCGCUCAAAGCGUCCACCUUUUGGGCGUCGCCCCAGCAAUCCCCACUAGAAGACAUAUCAGUGGUGCUCAUGGACAAAGAAAUGCCAGUCAUGGACGGUCUACAAUGCACCUCUCAAAUUCGCUCCCUCGAACAGCAAGGCAAGCUCAAGAGACACGUCCCCAUCAUCGCCGUCACGGCGAAUGCACGCAGCGAACAAAUUGCAACCUUGCUCGCAGCCGGCAUGGACGACGUCGUUAGCAAGCCGUUUAGGAUCGGCGAGCUAAUCCCCAAAAUCGAAGAGCUGGCAAGCAAAUUCGGAAACAAGAAGAUACCAGACGAAGCUACGCUCGCUGUGCCCGUCGGGCCGAGCGUGAAACCAUAUGGCGUAUGA